UUUCCUCAACUGAAAGAUACAUUCCCAUUCUUUUGAAGCGAUGAAUUGAUUGCACACUCUUUACAUGUGUUUUGUAAAUUCCAAUACAACAGGGGAAGAAGAAACCAAAACCGAAAAACCCAGCAGCGAUAUCAACUAUGCUUCCUCUGCCUCCUAUUGAUCUCAACGAUGUUCAGCACAAGCUGGCCACCCAGUUCAGGCCGUGGCAACGCUCCUUUCAGUUCUGGGCUCGAGCCGUCGACAUCUACACUGGCUACAAGGUGUUUCAGCUGCGUGUGAGUUUCGUGAAGGAUGUGAAGAGACAAGAGGAAAUGUGGGAGAGGCAACAUGAAGUUGCGGCUGAGAAGAUAUAUGCUAUGUGUUCGGACAUGGGCGGUUUCUUUCUCAAGGUUGCCCAAAUUGUUGGGAAGCCAGACUUGGCCCCUGUUGCCUGGGUGAAAAGGCUUGUUACAUUGUGUGAUCAUGCUCCUGCUACUCCAUUUGAUGCCGUUCAACUUAUGCUGGAAACUGAGUUGGGUCGAAGUAUUGGUGAAGUGUUUGAGAGAUUCGAUGUGGAACCUAUUGGCUCUGCUUCAAUUGCACAGGUUCACCGAGCAAGAUUGAGAGGUGAUAAGAAUGAUAUUGUUGUCAAGGUGCAACAUCCUGGAGUUCAGGAUCUAAUGAUGACAGAUAUCCGUAACUUGCAAGCCUUUGCUUUAUACAUUCAGAAGACAGAUGUCAAGUUUGAUCUAUACUCUGUAACCAAGGAAAUGGAGACUCAGAUCGGAUAUGAAUUUGACUUCACAAGAGAGGCUAAUGCCAUGGAAAAGAUUCAAAAAUUUUUGUAUGAAAAUAACAAAAGGACUCCUGUCGUGGUUCCUCGACUAAUACGAAACCUAGUCACUAGGAGAGUUUUAGUUAUGGAAUAUAUUGAUGGGAUACCAAUCCUCAAUCUUGGAGAUGAAAUUGCGAAAAGGGGUAUAAAUCCUGUUGGUAAGGUUGCAGCCGCAGCAAAGCAGAAAAUCCUCCAAAGUUUGACACUAGCAUAUGGACAAAUGAUUUUGAAGAAUGGUUUCUUCCAUGCAGAUCCCCACCCAGGAAAUAUCCUAAUCUGUAAAGGUUCAGAGGUUGCCUUGCUCGAUUAUGGCCAAGUGAAAGAUCUCCCAGAUCAGUUGAGACUUGGUUAUGCUAAUCUUAUUCUUGCGAUAGCUGAUGGUGACCCUGUAAGAGCCUUAGAGAGCUAUGGGGAGCUUGGCAUAGAAACCUUAAGCACAUGUGAAGAUGAACAAAAGGAAAUGUUGAAGUUGGCAGAGACAAUGUUUGACACGAAAUUACCCCCUGGAGUGACGAUGUUGCAGCCUUUUUCCGAGGAAUCUUCUAUUAAAAAGAUUGCAGUUCAGGCUUUUCCAGAGGAGUUGUUUUCUGUACUUCGAACAGUGCACCUGCUUAGAGGGCUUAGUGUUGGACUGGGAAUCAACUACUCAUGUGCAGAACAAUGGAGACCAAUUGCAGAAGAAGCUUUGAUUCGUGCUGGGAGAUUAAAAGGUAAAGAUCUCAAGGCUAGAAAUCGUAGAGGUGGUUUAUUAAGGAGGUUACUCUGGAGAAACUGAUUGUGUUGUGAUAAAAGGUAGCUUGCUGGCUAAUAUAGUGUUGAGAUAUUUCUAAUAUCUGGUUGAAACUAUUGACAAUGAUUGAUUAAAUCAAAUCAACCAGUGCGUAAAUUCUGUAUUGAACAUCAUUAUUCGGCACAAAAUCUUCAAUUGAUUUGCACAGUUGUUUUAAGA
Fragaria vesca subsp. vesca is the source of this 1763-nucleotide messenger RNA. RefSeq names its product probable serine/threonine-protein kinase abkB-like. Gene Ontology annotation, biological process: protein phosphorylation. The transcript has 12 exons. The record is from RefSeq and is a predicted model, not a curated record. NCBI's taxonomy places the organism in Eukaryota, Viridiplantae, Streptophyta, Magnoliopsida, Rosales, Rosaceae. Gene Ontology annotation, molecular function: ATP binding; protein kinase activity. The coding region runs from base 138 to 1589 and encodes 483 amino acids.